AUGAGUCGCUCCUUCAACUUUCGACGUGAAUUUACAAGCGAAAGGCGUAACCUCCCUAUACUCAAUCUCUUUUCUCCUUUCCUCAGUCCUCCCUAUACUCAGUCUUCUCCUUUGCUCAGUUGUCACUAUACUCAGUCUUCUCCUUUCCUCAGUCCUUCCUAUACUCAGUCUUCUCUGUUACUCAGUCCUGUCUUUAAUCAAGUUUUUCUCUUUUACUCAGUCCUCCCUAUACUCAGUCUUCUCUUUUACUCAGUCCUCCCUAUGCUCAUCCUCCAUAUACUCAGUCUUCUCCUUUACUCUGUCCUCCCUAUACUCAGUCUUUACUCUGUCCUCCCUAUGCUCAGUCUUUACUCAGUACUCCCUAUACUCAGUCUUUUCUCCUUCACUCAGUCCUCCCUAUACUCAUCCUCCCUAUACUCAGUCCUCCCUAUACUCAGUCUUUUCUCCUUUACUCAGUCCUCCAUAUACGCAGUCUUCUCUAUGCUCAGUCUUUUUCUCCUUUCCUCAAUCCUCCAUAUACCCAAUCUUCUCCUUUACUCCGUCCUCUCUAUACUCAGUCUCCUCAUUUACUCAGUCUCCUCAUUUACUCAGUCCUCCCUAUACUCAUUCUUUUCUCCUUUACUCAGUCCUCCAUAUACCCAAUCUUCUCCUUUACUCCGUCCUCUCUAUACUCAGUCUCCUCAUUUACUCAGUCUCCUCAUUUACUCAGUCCUCCCUAUACUCAUUCUUUUCUCCUUUACUCAGUCCUCCAUAUACCCAAUCUUCUCCUUUACUCCGUCCUCUCUAUACUCCAGUCUCCUCAUUUACUCAGUCUCCUCAUUUACUCAGUCCUCCCUAUACUCAUUCUUUUCUCCUUUUUACUCAGUCCUCCAUAUACCCAAUCUUCUCCUUUACUCCGUCCUCUCUAUACUCAGUCUCCUCAUUUACUCAGUCUCCUCAUUUACUCAGUCCUCCCUAUACUCAUUCUUUUCUCCUUUACUCAGUCCUCCAUAUACCCAAUCUUCUCCUUUAUCCGUCCUCUCUAUACUCAGUCUCCUCAUUUACUCAGUCUCCUCAUUUACUCAGUCCUCCCUAUACUCAUUCUUUUCUCCUUUACUCAGUCCUCCAUAUACCCAAUCUUCUCCUUUACUCCGUCCUCUCUAUACUCAGUCUCCUCAUUUACUCAGUCUCCUCAUUUAUUCAGUCCUCCCUAUACUCAUUCUUUUCUCCUUUACUCCGAGUCGCUCUUUCUUUCUUUCUUUCUUUCUUUCUUUCUUUCUUUCUUUUCUCCCAAAUUUCUAUUUUCAAACUAUCUUUCUUUAUUUAUUUCUUUAUUUAUUUACUUCUUUCUUUCUUUCUUUCUUUCUUUCUGUCCCUUUUCUCGCUUUCUUUCUUUCUUUCUUUCUUUCUUUCUUUCUUUCUUUCUUUCUUUCUUUCUUUCUUCUCCCGUUUCCUCCAUUACUUCUUUUAUUUCUCUGUUUCUUCUUUUAUUUUGUUUGCUCUUUUUGUUUCUUUCUUAUCAUAUUUUCUUUCUUUUUCUCUUCUCUUGCUUCUUCCAUUACUUCUUUAUUUCUCUGUUUUUUUUUUCUUUUAUUUUGUUCGCUCACUCUUUUUCUUACUCAUACUAUUUCUUUCUUUUUCUUUCUUCAUUUCUUCUCUCACUUCUUACUUCUUCCGUUUUAUCCAUUACAUAUUUAUCUCUCUGUUUCUUCUUUGUUUCUUUUUACUUUCUUUCUUUCUUUCUUUCUUUCUUUCUUUCUUUCUUUCUUUCUUCUCAUUUUUAUUUUCCUCUUUUUAUUUCUUUCUCAAACUGUUCUAUCUAUCUAUCUAUCUAUCUAUCUAUCUAUCUAUCUAUCUAUCUAUCUAUUCCAGUUCUUUCUUUUUCUGUCUAUCUACAUUUCAAUCUAUAUGUCACUGCCAGUUAUUUCUUUUGUCUUCUUUACUUUUCUUUCUUUCUUUCUUUCUUUCUUCUCAUUUUUAUUUUCCUCUUUUUCUUUCUUUCUCAAACUGUUCUAUCUAUCUAUCUAUCUAUCUAUCUAUCUAUCUAUCUAUCUAUUCCAGUUCUUUCUUUUUCUGUCUAUCUACAUUUCAAUCUAUAUGUCACUGCCAGUUAUUUCUUUUGUCUUCUUUACUUUUCUUUCUUUCUUCUCAUUUUUAUUUUCCUCUUUUUCUUUCUUUCUCAAACUGUUCUAUCUAUCUAUCUAUCUAUCUAUCUAUCUAUCUAUCUAUCUAUCUAUCUAUUCCAGUUCUUUCUUUUUCUAUCUAUCUACAUUUCAAUCUAUAUGUCACUGCCAGUUAUUUCUUUUGUCUUCUUUACUUUUCUUUCUUUCUUUCUUUCUUUCUUUCUUUCUUUCUUCUCAUUUUUAUUUUCCUCUUUUUCUUUGCUUCAUUCCUUCAAAUUAUUUCCCCUCCUUUUCUUUAAUUGAUUUUUUCAUUCUAACUAAAAUUUCUUUCAUUUUCCGUUUUUCCUUUUCUUUCUUUCAAUCUUUCUUUCUUUAUUUAUUUUCUCACAAUAAUAUUUUUUCUGACAUUUUUAUAUUUUAUUUCUUCUUUCUUUCGUCUUCUUUAAAUCCCCCCUCUAUUCAUUUUUAUUUUUCUCUUUUUCUCGUUCUGCCUGUCAUUCUUUCUUUCAUUCUUUCUUUCACAUUUUCUUUUUUUUCUUUCCUUCUUUCUUUCUUUCUUUCUUUUAUCUGUGGUAUUAAUCUCAUCUUUUACUUUCUUUCACUCUUUCUUUUUUUCUUUCUUUCUUUCUUUUAUCUGUGUGUAUUAAUAUUAUCUUUUUCUUUCUUUCAUUCUUUCUUCUUUCUUUCUUUCUUUUAUCUGUGUGUAUUAAUAUUAUCUUUUACUGUCUUUCCCUCUUUCUUUUUUCUUUCUUUCUUUUAUCUGUGUGUAUUAAUAUUAUCUUUUUCUUUCUUUCACUCUUUCUUCUUUCUUUCUUUCUUUCUUUUAUCUGCGGUAUUAAUCUCAUCUUUUUCUUUGAAACUUCUUUUCUAA
Messenger RNA from Acanthosepion pharaonis, 2973 nucleotides. The record is from the annotation of a GenBank genome assembly. NCBI's taxonomy places the organism in Eukaryota, Metazoa, Mollusca, Cephalopoda, Sepiida, Sepiidae.